UUCCUCAAGUUCUCACGCUCGAUUUUGCUGCCGCCAUUGUCGAAUCAUGUCAAAACAAAAACGAAGACCUCCAAAAUCUCCAUUUUCAAUGCCAAAUCUUCCAAUAAUUCAAGGAUAUACUCAACUCUCACCAUCUUCAUCCUCAACUCCAUCUUCAACUCCAAUUAUUUCACCGGGAUUUUCAAUCUCUUCUUCAUGUAGUGCGAAUUCAUGUCCAAGUGUGGAUCCACUUGAAAAUGGAUUAGAGGUUGAUCUUCCACCAAUGUGUAAUGAAGAAGCUAACAAAGAUUUAGAAGAUAAAGAUGAAGAUGAAGAUGAAGAAGAUGAAGAUGAAAAAGAAGAUGAAGGCGAAGAAGAAAAUCAAAAUGAAGAUGAAGUGUUUGAACAAUUUGCUAUUUAACAUGUUCUUAUUUAUACAUUUAAAUUGAUUCAUUUGGAUAUUUUUUUUUGUAGUAUGAUGCAUUUUAGACAUUUUAAUGAUUUUUUUUUAUGUUGAAUUAGUCGAUUGGAUAUUCUGAUGUUUUAUG
This is a messenger RNA of Amaranthus tricolor (Joseph's coat), 527 nucleotides long. RefSeq lists its product as uncharacterized. The transcript is spliced from 3 exons. The record is from RefSeq and is a predicted model, not a curated record. Lineage: Eukaryota; Viridiplantae; Streptophyta; Magnoliopsida; Caryophyllales; Amaranthaceae. The coding region runs from base 47 to 400 and encodes 117 amino acids.